CCCCCCGUCCACUGAGAGGCAGAAAUAGAAUCGACACCGACUCGCAAGCUGGAGCCUGCUAGAGGCUACCUGGGGGAUCUUUGUCUUUGUCUCAGGUCUCCGCAAUGAUUCUCACCAAGCGGGCCUCGUUCGAUUUGUCGUCUGACACGGAGAUGACGCGGCGAUCCAAGUUGGCGACGUUCCGGAUGUGCCUCUUGGCCACGGCAACGGCGAUUGGAGGCAGCUUCCAGUUCGGCCUCAACCUCACACUCAUCAACUCGCCCACCAAGGCCGUGCAGGAGUUCAUGAACGCCACGUGGCUGUCUCGCCACGGCGAGGCGGUGAGCCCAGCCGGGCUGCUUCUGCUCUGGUCUCUCGUCGUGGCCGCCUACACGGCUGGGGGCCUUCUGGGGGCCUUGCUGGCGGGGCCCCUCGCAGUCAGGGUGGGCAGACGGAACGGACUGCUCGCCAGCAACGCCUUCACGAUCUCCGCGGCGCUGAUGAUGGGCCUCAGCCGUGCCGUCGAAUCAUUCGAGCUCCUCAUCGCCGGGCGCCUCGUCAUGGGCAUCAACAGCGGUGACUCCUCAGUGCCCUCGUCUGGAAAAAUCGAUUAACGCUGAGCCCUAUCGGUGAUUAACGCUGAGCCCUAUCGGUGAUUAACACUGAGCCCUGUGAGAGUCUCUCACUCAGUGAUUAACACUGAACCCUAUCGGUGAUUAACACUGAACCCUAUCGGUGAUUAACACUGAACCCUAUCGGUGAUCAACACUGAACCCUUAUCGGUGAUUAACGCUGAGCCCUAUCGGUGAUUAACGCUGAGCCCUAUCGGUGAUUAACACUGAACCCUAUCGGUGAUUAACGCUGAGCCCUAUCGGUGAUUAACACUGAACCCUAUCGGUGAUUAACACUGAACCCUAUCGGUGAUUAACACUGAACCCUAUCGGUGAUUAACACUGAACCCUAUCUGUGAUUAACGCUGAGCCCUAUCGGUGAUUAACACUGAACCCUAUCGGUGAUUAACACUGAACCCUAUCGGUGAUUAACACUGAACCCUAUCUGUGAUUAACGCUGAGCCCUAUCGGUGAUUAACACUGAACCCUAUCGGUGAUUAACGCUGAGCCCUAUCUGUGAUUAACGCUGAACCCUAUCAGUGAUUAACACUGAACCCUAUCUGUGAUUAACACUGAACCCUAUCGGUGAUUAACACUGAACCCUAUCUGUGAUUAACACUGAACCCUAUCGGUGAUUAACACUGAACCCUAUCGGUGAUUAACGCUGAGCCCUAUCGGUGAUUAACACUGAGCCCUAUCGGUGAUUAAUGCUGAGCCCUAUCGGUGAUUAACACUGAACCCUAUCGGUGAUUAACACUGAACCCUAUCGGUGAUUAACGCUGAGCCCUAUCUGUGAUUAACACUGAACCCUAUCGGUGAUUAACACUGAACCCUAUCGGUGAUUAACACUGAGCCCUAUCGGUGAUUAACGCUGAGCCCUAUCGGUGAUUAACGCUGAGCCCUAUCGGUGAUUAACACUGAACCCUAUCGGUGAUUAACGCUGAGCCCUAUCUGUGAUUAACACUGAACCCUAUCGGUGAUUAACACUGAACCCUAUCGGUGAUUAACACUGAACCCUAUCGGUGAUUAACACUGAACCCUAUCUGUGAUUAACGCUGAGCCCUAUCGGUGAUUAACGCUGAGCCCUAUCGGUGAUUAACACUGAACCCUAUCGGUGAUUAACACUGAACCCUAUCAGUGAUUAACACUGAACCCUAUCGGUGAUUAACACUGAACCCUAUCU
Messenger RNA from Petromyzon marinus (sea lamprey), 1773 nucleotides. NCBI's taxonomy places the organism in Eukaryota, Metazoa, Chordata, Hyperoartia, Petromyzontiformes, Petromyzontidae. The record is from RefSeq and is a predicted model, not a curated record.